CAAACUAAGCAAACUUCAAACUUGAUUGUUAUAUCCGGAAUACGCUUAUCUUUCGGUCUUCUCGAGUUAAGAGAUAAGAUAAAUCGUUGACCGUUGAACAUAUGCUUCAUCAUAUUGUAUUUAAUGCGGCCAUGCGUUUGUUGAUGAACGAAUAUAUUGUCGAAAUACAUUACUACAUCUAAACAUGUGCGUGAGAUAUAAGUUCUAAAAUGUAUCAGUAAAAAGUAUAUAAACUUUAUUGUACCGGGAUACUCAAUUGUUUAAUAGUAAAAUGCAUUGGAGCCUUAUACAUUGUGUACUACAAACAUGUUUUAUAACCGUCUCGUACUGUCACUCGCCUCACCGGCGAGGUGUUUUCCCGUCUAAAUAAAAUAGUGCUAAGCUUAACAAAAGAAUUGAAAACAAUAUGGCGAAACAUGGCACAUCGAACGUGGAAGAAAUGGACAACAUUGACCCGGACUUGUCUAAACAACUCUCCACAAUAUUAGAGGAUGAAGGAAUAACAGAGGAAAUCGUGAUGGCCAGGCGCAUUGCAUUCCUUAUGAUGGAGACAGGUUUAACAACGAUUAGUAAACUUAACAAUCAAUCAAUCGAGCAUUUCUGUUUUGGCAGCCAGUCAGAGGGAGCGACAACGCAUAGACUAAUGUCUGACGUAGACAUUUUACGUCGUAUACCAUGUAUUAAUAUCAUGCGAGGGGAUUCGAAAACAUGGAAAAAAGGAAUGCUGAAUUGUUUGAUGCUUUGUAUUAAGGAUUAUCCACAACACUUUAAUCUGCAGGUUUACAGGAGCGAUAAGCCCAAACCAGUGAAAUCACAAACAUUUGGCAAUGGCAUGCUCUUAAGUUAUGGACCCGUGUUAUUAAGCUCUGAGUUUUUUAGGAAACAUUUCGAAAUGUUAUUACAGUCUUUUAGGGACGAUAAAUCUACCUAUACCGCUGGACCUUCUGCUAGUUUUAGCGACGAUAUAGACAUUGUGCAAGCACUGUGCACAUCAGGUGACAUUCCUGAACUGCAGAUGUGGCUAGACAGGCCCAGACAGGGUAAUUGGCCGCCUCUUAAAUUGUUUGAGGAAGCGAAACAUUGCGCGUGGUUCCUUGUACCGGUAGGAAAUCCAAGCUCGCACAUAAGAAACACAGAGUGGAGAUUAUCGCCAAAUCUUAUUGAAAGAAAACUCAUGUUUAGUUUAACUAUAACCCAGCUGAAAUGUUAUAUAUUGCUGAAAGAACUCAAGCGCGCAAUUACGAGGGAAAUGAAACAACAGGGAGGCGAGGGAGGCGAACUUACGAGUUUUCACUGCAAAACAGUGUUGUUUUAUACACUAGAAAGAACGCAAGAUCUCCCUCUCCAAGAAAGCAACUUGGCAAUGUUACUAAAACUUUGUCUUCAAACGCUCCAAACAUUUCUUAAAGAUGGUGUAUGCCCUCAUUAUAUCAUUGACCGCGUUAAUCUGUUUGACGGUAAACUAAAUAGUACACAACGUCACGCGAUGCUCAACAAGGUGACGGAGCUCAUAGAUUACAACUUACGCGGGUUCGUAAAAAGUAAACUUGACGACGCAACACCAUUGUCUUCUGACCAACGUCACGCGAUACACGUACUCAACAAGGUGACGGUACUCAUAGAUACAUACUCACAUGGGUUCCCAAAAAGUCAACUUGGCAACGCAACACGAUUGUCCUCUGACCAACGUUUUAUUGCUCAUGUAUGUAUUUGCAGUAAACUCGCAUUUGAAAGGAUACAGUGGUUCCAUAUUAUUAUGCUUUGCUUCCAUGGCUUCAUCAGUAAACCAAUCGAGUUUGUUGGGGAUCAGCUUAACACACUAAUUGACAAAUGUAAAGAAAUAAUAAAUUAUCACAACGCGAAUGCAUUUGAAAUACAAGCAGCUAGGGAAAUAUUGACAACUGCUUUGUCUUUUCGAGGCUCUAUUCAAGCGGCCCCAGCAAUUCAAAGCGGCGUCUCGAUUAACCAAGAUGUCAUGGACAGUUUCAAGGAAUCGGUACAAGUUGGUGAUGUCGCAAAUCAAAUCAAUAAUUUAUCAGAAAUGCUUAGCUAUGGCAAUCUUGCUUCGGAAAUAAAGGAUUGUUCAAUUAACAAACAUGCCAUUGAAACCUUCGAAAAGGCCCUUGAGACGAAUGGAUUCUCAAGUCGACUGAAAUUAGCAUCUGUGAUGUACUGCUCUGGAAACUUGCAGUCGGCAAAAUUUAUUCUUGAAUAUGCAGAACGUCAGUUUUCCCGGUACACUAUGAAGACCUUAUGUCGGUGUUUCAGUUAUUACAAUCGGUACAUAAACCACCGAAAGAUGUUUGAAAAUAAACCUAAUCCUAACAUUGAAAGCAAAAUUGCAUUAUGCAUAAUAUUUCUUUCUAAUGAGGCACCGUGCGUUCCCCCUGUGCUUUUGUAUGAAAUGACCAAAACAAGAUUUGCACCUGAUUACCGAGAAACAAUAAGUACAAAAAUAGAAUUGAAUGGUGAGGCUAGAUUAGAUGCUCGCGUGUUCAUGUAUUACCUGCAAUACCUCACGUACGGAGGUCUCGGCAUUCGGGAAAAACAGAUCGUUGUCUUGACGAAAUUCGAAGACUACAUUUCAACGCAUAUUGAUGAUCGCAUCUUGGAUCUCCACUUUGAUCAUGGUCGUAACCACGAGGUAUCCCAUAUGGCGACUGCAUUGAACCUGCUCGGCCACUGCUGGGAGAUGGAAGGGGAUCUGAACAAAGCAGGCAGUAAAUACAAGCUAUCCCGAGAUAGCAAGCCAAAACACAAUCCGGCCGACUGGCACAUUGGGAGACUUUCGUGCUAUUCACCAGAUCAAUAGAUAUACCCCGGUAGUUGCAACGGGUUUUAAUUUAUAUGCAAUGACACUCGGCUCACGAACUGCUGGAAACGUUGAAUAGGACGUACUUGAAACAUAAUUUCAAAUUUAAAUAAUAUUUAUUUAUAUUUGUAAAAUAUUUAAUAUUUUUGGAUUUAAUAUAUAUAGGAGCAAUCGAACUUCAAGCACACUUGUAUGAUUUACUAUUAUAAGAAAGCACUCAAUAUAUCGUUUGUGCAAACAUUAUUUUUAGAUAUUUGUUCUCAUUUUCAAUCUAGCAUUAUUAUAACAGCUUGUAUAGAAAGUAUUGGACAAGGACAUCAACUUGACAACAUGUUCAAUUGUUUCACACUUGGACUCAAUGAAAACUAUAUAUAUAUAUAUUACUUUUGCGUUUUUACUUGCACUUUUUUGCACACACGUUCUCUUUUUAAACAGCUCUUAUAGGAAGUGAUGGGCAGAAGCAACAUCUUCAAAUACAAUAUUUAAUAUCGUUAUGUCUUGUGUACAAUUUGUUCACCCCCGGACUUCAUAGAAAUAAAAUUUAAAUCAACAUUUGUAACGGGUUGUUGCUGAACAACCUUAAACUCCAGCAGAUCAUACGUUGAAAUAGCAAUUGGGUAUUUAACAACUCUUAACCAUGCGCAUCAAUUAAGAUAACUACAAUUUUAAUUUGUAUUUAUAAUUUCCGUAUUGUUGCAUAAUGUUAUGAUUAAAUCAUACCCUUUUUUAUAAACAAAGUGUUUUUACGGUAGAUGUUUUGUAACCAAAAUGUGUCCACACAUGUAGAUAUAAAUGUGUGGACGCAUUCAGAUUAGUUCGGUCCAUACUUGUUCCGUUUUUAAACAACCUUCAUCUUUGGGGAUAGAUGCUUCGUACAGAAAUAAAAUAAACUGAUAAAAAAUACAUAUUUUACUUAAAACUAAUAUUUCUACAGGUUCUAUAAAAAGUAUAGACUUUAAAACAAUAGUCUAUAUAUCCUUAUUUAGGUAUGAAAACUCACAGACUAAACUAAUAGUUUAAUGGUGUUAUAAUUGACGGUUUGAUUUAGUUUAUAUUAAUUGAUACAAAAGUUUAAAUACAAUAUGCGUGUCAACUUAUUGAUUAUACAGACGUGUACUUGCAUAAAUUCAUUUGACAAUAAUCUAUAUGGUCCAUCUAAGGAUUUAUGAUUUAUAUAGUAUAUGUAUUAGUAUAUACAACGGAUUAUUAAAUAAACGUGUUUGUAGUAUUUUUAUGCAGUUUUAAAAUUGUGAACUGUAGUUUGAUUGUAUAUAUUUAUAAAAUGGUAAAUGUAAUCUUUUUACCUACUCAAUUGUAGCAUGGUAUAUGUUUUUUAACAUAAAUUUGAUUUGGCUAAGAUGACACAUAGUUAAACUGUUCUAACGAAAUGUUGUUGUUUUUUUCCUUUUUUUCUUAUUUAUUUUCCAUGUUUGACAUUUACCUUGGCAGAACUAAUAUUUGCAUACAUAAACGCAUGGGUAAUAUAACAUAAAAAUCCCAAAUAAUUCAGAAUUAUUGUGAUUUGUUGAACAUAAUUUGUUUGUAAUAUUAUACAGUGCAGUCAAUCA
Molecule: messenger RNA, 4380 nt
Organism: Dreissena polymorpha
Lineage: Eukaryota; Metazoa; Mollusca; Bivalvia; Myida; Dreissenidae
Exons: 2
Coding region: 407-2812 (801 amino acids)
Source: RefSeq, a predicted model, not a curated record